Messenger RNA from Mesorhabditis belari, 1011 nucleotides. The record is from the annotation of a GenBank genome assembly. Lineage: Eukaryota; Metazoa; Nematoda; Chromadorea; Rhabditida; Rhabditidae.
AUGCCUCACUUGCAAAACAGCGCUUUCCUCUCGUCGGAUUCAUCGGAUGCCGAGAACGAGGAUUUCGAGCAAAUCGCAAAUCCUCGUCCAGUGCCCGUGUUGACCGCUCUCUCGCCACCGAUGCAUCAACAAAGGUCCAACUCUUCAUCGGUGAUUCCUCAACGAUUUGACGCUACACCGCAAGCAAACGAUUCUGCCCGGCAAACGAUGUCCUGCCAAUGGUUUCCUGCCGGGAUUCCAACUGCACCUACUCCAAAUUUGCCGCAAUUCCAAUCAGCUCCACAUUCAAACAAUGCCGGGCCUCCGAAUUUUGCUGAUAAUGGGAUGCCAUCGCAAUUUCCAAUGGUCUCCCCGCAACCGGGCUUUCCUCAAAUGCCACCUCAAGUUCAACAGAUGCCCAACGGAAACAUGAUGGGAUUCAUGCAAGAUCCAAAUUUUAUGCAACAAAUGAUGUUCUUCAUGCAACAAAUGCAGCUGCAAGCGCAACAAUCGAUGCAACAAAAUGGGGCAUUCAAUCCAAAUCCAGCUUUCCCGGGCUAUGGAAUGCAACCAAUGCAAGGCAUUCAACAGCUACCCCAGGCUCCACCCGCUUACUCAGCAUCACAAACUCCCGUUCCACAGAAAUCCAAGCCAAAACCACAAAAUGGCAAGCCAAAAGAGGAAAAAUGUAUCAAAGCGGGCGGAGAUCGAACGAAACUGGCCAAUCUGAAGCGCUCUUUGGACGAGUAUCGACAAGAACGAGCCGCUAUCGAGCACGCCUUGCAAUCCGGCGGAAACCAUCAGCAACAGAUCACCACUGAUGAUGUCAAGAAUAUGAAAGCCAUCCUCUUCGCAUUGCCUCAUUUUGGAGCAAAACUCAAAGAACUCUUUGAGCAAACUGUGCGCGGAUAUUCGAUGAAUCAACAACAAAGCGUGCAAAAGUUUGCCCCACCAACGUACACUGCAGCCUCUUCUUCUGGUGGUGGAAAGAAACGUGGUUUCAUCGGCAAGCUUCGCCGCAUCUUCCCCAAA